UAUCAGUGUGAUAAGAUUUGAAUAAUUGCUGGAUAAAUUGUUUGCUUGUUUUAAAACGUGUCGCUUUACGGAUUUAGUGUAUACAACACUUUCCACACUGGUGGAAAUGAAGGUUCAUGGUGGAUUUUUGGUUUAAAGCAAAAACACCAAAAGCGAUUGUUUGGAAUAAGCACACCUGCACCUCCCCUAAUACACUACACUAUUAGUGCAUACACCAUUUUUUUUUAAACGAACAAACCUAUUAUAUUCAUAUAAUCGGUGGUAUUUUUUUUGCUUAUUCUUUUAUCCUUAACAAAUUUAAUUUAAUUAUUAUUUAUACCUGUUAUUUUAACGAUAAUUUAUUAUGAGUUCUGAUAAACUAUAUGAUUGUCUGACGAAUGGAAAUAUUUAUGAAGACGCUGCGCUCAAAAAUAAACUCUAUGCAUGGUUUAAAGAAAAAGGACUGAUUGCUAAUUUACGAGCACACAUUAGAGAGCAAAUGAUAACAUCGUUGCAGGAUCUGGAUUCUUGGAACACUAAAGAACAAAAUAUUACUUCUCCUAAAAUUCAAGCGUUUAACUUGAUGAUAGCAGAUUUUUUGAUUUACCAAGAAAAUUUAUUUACUUUAUCUAUUUUCAUGGCUGAAAUUCCAUUAUUAGGAAACUUAAAAGAGUUUUCAACUUACGUUAAUCGAAUGGGAGUAUCGUCAAAUUCUUCAUUACCUAAACCUAGGUUUCAAUUAUGUGAAGUACAAGAUAUAUUAGAAGCUUUGGGUGUACACACCAGUUCCGAUAUUUCAAAAAAAGUAUGCCAAAUAUAUUUUAGCAGUGACAAUACACUUCCAUUAAUUAUUAGUCUUUUCAAAGGUUUUUCCUCUAUGCAUAUUGAUCAAAAUAAACUGUAUGAAACUUUAAGUAAUAAAAGUUUGGAGAAAUGUAUUACAAUUACAAAUGAUAAUUGUGAACAUAAUUUUAAUAAGUGGUUAGUAAACAUAAAUGAGAUCCUAAGCUCAUUAAAUUUAAAUAAUCAACAGCUAAAUACAUUAAAAAAACUAUUAAAAAAGUACCAUCAAACCCACUAUACCAAACAAUUAUUUGUGUAUAAUGAAUAUUUAAAGCUUAAAAAUCAAAACAAAGAAAUUGUGGAUAAAGUAGCAGAAGUUGAAAAAAUGCUAACAUCGCAGCAUAGCAAUAUACUCUUUGAUAAAAAACAAAUAGAUUAUGUUACGCAACAACUUCGUACCGAACAACAACAUUUAUGUCAGUUAAUUGACAUUCUUGACGAAAAGGAAAAAAAAAUACAGUUAUCAGAAGCAGAUUAUCAUAAAAAAUCACAAGAUGUGGAAAAUCAAAAAUGUGAACUGAAGCUCAGAGAAAUGGAAAUUUUAAAACAAGAAAAAUUGAUAGAAGAAGGAAAUUUGCCAAAAAUUGUAGAAGAGCCAAAAUUAAUUGAAUUUAGUCAUGUUAAAAAUCUAGAGGCACAAAAUGUAUAUUUAACUAAAGAACUAGAAGAUAUCAAAAUUAAACUUAAUGAGCUUCAACAAUACAAAACAAGUGAAUGCAUAAAUAUAAAUGAAGAUAAAAAUAAUAUACUAAAUGUUGAAGCGUCAUUGGAGAAAGAAAUUGUUAGUAAAUUACAAAAAGAAAAUGAAGAGUUACGCGAAUUUAUUACAAUUCAACGAAAUAGAAUUGAAGAAUUGUCGUGUAGAGCUUCUAAUUUGGUAAAAAAAAUUGAAAAAACUCAACGAGUGUCUCCAACUUACAAAGAUUACCGUGUAAGGAAUGUAAAAAAAAAGCUUACUUUUGUUGAUAACCUAAAACCAAAAAAUCGUUCGAGCCAAAAAAAUUAUUCUACCACUACUACCACUGAUCACUCAACAACUUUGUUGGAGUCAGACAAUCAGACUGAAGAUGAAAUGAUACAAGAGGCAACGGCAAGGCUGAAAAGAAUAGAAGUAGAUAAGGCUAAAAUCAAACAAGACUUUGAAUCAUUCCAAUCUCAACGCCUACGGAGUAACAAUAAUCAAGGACAAAUUACAAAUAGAAAAUCGUACAACGAAAUACGUUCUUAUUUAUCAGAUGAUUCAGACUUUGGUAUUUUUAAAACUAAUAGAAAUAAAAUUAAUUUAAAAGAAUUAGCUAAUAGAAUUGGAUAUCACCGAUCGAUUAGACGAGCCAAUCAUUCUAUACCAAACGACGUUGAAACAAGUCCUAGGAUUUUUCGAAAUACAAGAACAAAGGGUUAUUCUAAUGAUAUAUCACCUAUCAAAAUUCCGCCAUCUUACAGAUCAUAUUACGAAUCAACCAAUUCUAAUAUUCAAUCACCUGUCAGUAGUUCUGAUAGAAAAGUAUCGCCGAUAGAUGAAUUGAAUGUAAAGAAUAAAUCUCAAUGUACAUCACCUACUUCUGAAAAAAUACUUUCUGAAUCAAAUUCAUUAAAAGAAAAGAAAUUGGAUUCGAAUGAAAUAGAAUUUAACAUAGAUGAUACAGCACAAACAGAUAUUGCAUCUAAGAAUCCAAGUAAUUUAUCAAAAACAAAUGAUACAAAAAUUCAUAACAAUGAAAAUAUAAUUGGUUUGUCUCCAAAACAAGAAAAUAUUCAACAGGACCAUUUAAACUUGAUAAAUUCAUCUUUUAGUAAAAAUAACCUGGAAAGUGAUAAUAUAUCACUUGGAAGCAAUAAAACUGACAAAUCUUCUGAUUUCUGGAAAUCUCCAUAAACAGUUUAUAUUUAUAUUUAUUAACAGUACAUUUAUAUUUAUUUUAUGAAACAAAUUUAAAUUUAUUAUAAAAUUUUUUUUUUUUUUUAUGAUUGAUUAUCUUUUUGACGUAACAUGUCUACAUAUGAAACAGAUAAUAAAUCAGAUUCUGUAAAUCCCAUAUGCGACAUAAGAUUCAUGGCAAUUGUUUGACCUUCCUCAACUGUUUGAUUUUCAUUCAGUACUACCUAAAUUACGACAUGAAAAAUAGUAUAGCAAUAUUAUGGGAGUAUAAUUUUAUUUUUAUAAUAAAUUAACACAUACCUCCAAUUCGACAAAGUUUCCUAACCCUUCAACACAGUCAAAGUGAACUCUAGUUUGACCAACCAUUAUCAAUGUUCUAUGUUUCUUUACAACGCCCCAAGUACCUAAAGCGUUUAAAAGUACAUUUUCUAAUUCUUCAGGAACGUUGCAUUUAUAAAAUGAACUUAGUUUCGGUCCAGGACAUUCUGUUCUGUCAUAAUAUAUGAGUUCUUGAGGGGAACCCUAAGUAUAGAAUAGAAUUUUAAUAAAAACAAACAUAAUAAUUCAUACAGGUUGUAUACAUUUAAUUUAAGAAAUGUUCGUAAAUUAUUAUUG
This is a messenger RNA of Adelges cooleyi (spruce gall adelgid), 3316 nucleotides long. RefSeq names its product centriole and centriolar satellite protein OFD1-like. Lineage: Eukaryota; Metazoa; Arthropoda; Insecta; Hemiptera; Adelgidae. The record is from RefSeq and is a predicted model, not a curated record. The coding region runs from base 344 to 2698 and encodes 784 amino acids. The transcript has 8 exons.